Myotis brandtii (Brandt's bat) is the source of this 1734-nucleotide messenger RNA. RefSeq names its product potassium channel, voltage gated modifier subfamily F, member 1 (gene KCNF1). Gene Ontology annotation, cellular component: voltage-gated potassium channel complex; membrane. The record is from RefSeq and is a predicted model, not a curated record. Gene Ontology annotation, molecular function: voltage-gated potassium channel activity. Gene Ontology annotation, biological process: protein homooligomerization; potassium ion transmembrane transport. The coding region runs from base 4 to 1476 and encodes 490 amino acids. Lineage: Eukaryota; Metazoa; Chordata; Mammalia; Chiroptera; Vespertilionidae. The transcript is spliced from 2 exons.
AGAAUGGACGGAACCGGGGAGCGCAGCCUCCCGGAGCCGGACAGCCAGGGCUCCCGGGUGGGCGACGACGUGGAGAUCGUGGUGAACGUGGGGGGCGUCCGGCAGGUGCUGUACGGAGACCUGCUCAGCCGGUAUCCCGAGACCCGGCUGGCGGAGCUGCUGACCUGCCUGGCCGGCGGCUACGACAGCAUCUUCUCCCUGUGCGACGACUACGACCCCGGGAAACGCGAGUUCUACUUCGACCGCGACCCGGACGCCUUCAAGUGCGUCCUCGAGGUGUACUAUUUUGGGGAGGUGCACAUGAAGAAGGGCAUCUGCCCCAUCUGCUUCAAGGGCGAGAUGGACUUCUGGAAGGUGGACCUCAAGUUCCUGGACCAGUGCUGCCGGAGCCACCUGCGCGAGAAGCGCGAGGAGCUGGAGGAGAUCGCGCGCCGAGUGCAGCUCAUCCUGGACGACCUGGCCUGGACGCGNUGCCAGCAGCGCGUCUGGAAGUUCCUGGAGAAGCCCGAGUCCUCGCGCCCCGCGCGCGCCGUGGCCGUGCUGUCCUUCCUGCUCAUCCUCCUCUCGUCCAUGGUCAUGUGCAUGGGCACCAUCCCCGAGCUGCAGGUGCUGGACACCGAGGGCAGCCGCGUGGAGCACCCGACGCUGGAGAGCGUGGAGACGGCGUGCAUCGGCUGGUUCACGCUGGAGUACCUGCUGCGCCUGUUCGCCUCGCCCAACAAGCUGCACUUCGUCCUGUCCUUCAUGAACAUCGUGGACGUGCUGGCCAUCCUGCCCUUCUACGUGAGCCUGACGCUCACGCACCUGGGCGCGCGCAUGAUGGAGCUGACCAAGGUGCAGCAGGCCGUGCAGGCUCUGCGCAUCAUGCGCGUGGCCCGCAUCUUCAAGCUGGCGCGCCACUCCACCGGCCUGCAGACGCUCACCUACGCGCUCAAACGCAGCUUCAAGGAGCUGGGGCUGCUGCUCAUGUACCUGGCCGUGGGCAUCUUCGUCUUCUCGGCCCUGGGCUACACCAUGGAGCAGAGCCACCCGGAGACGCUGUUCAAGAGCAUCCCGCAGUCCUUCUGGUGGGCCAUCAUCACCAUGACGACCGUGGGCUACGGCGACAUCUACCCCAAGACCACGCUGGGCAAGCUGAACGCGGCCAUCAGCUUCCUGUGCGGGGUCAUCGCCAUCGCCCUCCCCAUCCACCCCAUCAUCAACAACUUCGUCCGGUACUACAACAAGCAGCGCGUCCUGGAGACGGCGGCCAAGCACGAGCUGGAGCUCAUGGAGCUCAACUCCGGUGGCGCUGGCGGGGGCGAGGGCAAGGCCGUGGGCUCCCUUGGCGACCUGGACAACCUCCCACCACUGGAGCCCGCGGCCAGCAAGGAGGGGACCUGGGGCAGCCGGCUCAAGAUCUCCCACAGCGACACCGUCAUCCCCCUCCUGACCCAGGAGAAGCACCACAGGACCCGGCUGCAGAGCUGCAAGUGACGUGGGCCAUCAGGGCGCAGGUGGACGGAUGCUGUGACUGUCCGUGCCCCCUCCCCCUCCUGAGCAGAACUCUGAAGGCCCUCUGGGCAUCUGCCAUGAGGCUGGGUAAGACCCCGUGCGUUGCUGGCUGUCCGGGAGCCGGCGCUGGGGAGGGGUGGCGGGGAGCCAAGGCAGGAGGGGUGAUGGAGGCUGUUUCAUUGGCGGCAAGGACCCUGGUCCCAUUCUGUAUCUUUCAAUAAAGCCCUGCUCUGUGCACCC